This is a messenger RNA of Phoenix dactylifera (date palm), 2008 nucleotides long. Lineage: Eukaryota; Viridiplantae; Streptophyta; Magnoliopsida; Arecales; Arecaceae. The record is from RefSeq and is a predicted model, not a curated record.
GUCUCUUCGUGCGUUUGGCCCCAGCAAGAAGCGCAUGCGUCCGGACAAUUUUAAACCGACCGGACCCAUAAAACUUCAUACCCUUGCACUUUUUCCUAAUCACGAUCGUACCUUUCCGCUGCUUUCCCUUGCUAACCCCAACCCUAGAACCGGAGGAAAAUAUCCCCUCAUCUCUCCGAGACCGUCUUCUCUGUUGUCGAUUCCGAGCUCGAUUUCUCCCGUCCUCUCCUAUCCCCAUGUCGAGAAGGAUUCUUUGCAAGUACUUUGCACAUGGGGCAUGCCUGAAAGGGGAGUACUGUGAAUUUUCUCAUGAUUGGAAAGACCAAUCCGACAAUGUGUGCACCUUUUAUCAGAAAGGGGUGUGCUCUUUUGGUAGUCGAUGCAGGUAUGACCAUGUUAAAGUUUCUCGUCAUCAGGCAUCUGCAUCAUCAUCAUCAUCGUCAUCAAAUUCUCGCCCUUAUGUAGCAUCAGAUUCUGUUCAAAUCAAUCAUCCUCAUAUAGAUGCUCUGAAUGGAGAAUUUAAACCAGCAUUAAGUUCUCCAAAAGAGUUAACAGCCUCAAGUAAACCUUUUGUUCCUCCUGGUAAACCAACAUGGACCCAAAGUUUUGAAACUCAUACAUUUCCAGAAAAUCAAGGUGGUCAUGGGCCCAUGUCUGUCAGUUUGGCUGACGUGCCAAUCUGUUCAUUUGCUGCUGCUGGUAGUUGUCCUCAUGGUGAAAAGUGCCCUCACAUCCAUGGGGAUUUGUGUUCCAUUUGUGGAAAGCAUCGUUUGCAUCCACACCGUCCGGAUGAAAGAGAGGAGCAUAUAAACCUCUGUCAGAAAAAUAACAAACGUCUUGAAGCAUUGAAACUUAGUCAGGAGAUUGAAUGCAGUGUAUGCUUGGAUCGAGUGCUCUCUAAGCCCACAGCUGCUGAGCGGAAGUUUGGAUUGCUUUCAGAAUGUGACCAUCCAUUUUGUAUUUCAUGCAUCCGGAAUUGGCGGAGUAAUUCUCCAGCUUCUGGCAUGGAUGUCAACAAUGCAGUAAGGGCCUGUCCAAUAUGCAGAAAGAUAUCUUAUUUUGUCAUCCCCAGUGUUAUAUGGUAUUCAACAAAGGAGGAGAAACAAGAGAUCAUUGAUAACUACAAAGCCAAGCUCAAGUAUUUCUAUCCAAUCUAUCUCCAUAUGGAUAUCCGUCUAUUGAUUGCAAAUACUUUGACUUCGGGAAUGGGACAUGUCCUUUUGGGACUAGUUGUUUCUACAGGCACACUUACAAGCCGCAUGCAAAAAGGCCACCUAACUUUAGGCCUUGUACGUACAGGCCCAGACAACUAGUUGUAGCAGAAGAGGCAAUAGAAAACCUUGUCAGAGAACUAGUCAUAGAAGAGGAGUUAGUUGAUCUUGCCAGGCAACUGGUUAUAGAAGAAGAGGUACUCAGGGAUCUUGAUACUGAAGAUAUUGGCAGUUUAUUGGGGAUGAGUGCUCUACUUAUGCAGUUGGGUUUUGAUGACUGGGACUCAUCAAGUGAUAAUGAGAACUGAUCUCCAUUUUGUUUCUUCAGCUGUAAUGUGUGGAUGUUUAUUCUGUUGAAUUUGAACUAAGUGGACUUUGAAUUUUGAGUUGCCUCCCAACUUGUGCUAGAAGGCUAUAUGGGAAUCAAUCCUUAAUUUUGCUUUUUGUUUAUUCUUACGAAGUUGGUGGGCACUUCAAUGCUUGCUCAAGACCGGGUUUUGUGUUCUUGGUCAAUGUUUCAUUCUUGUAAUUGCCUAUUCAAUUUGCCGUCCAGGAGUAUUGGCUUCUAGUAGGAACAUAUCUUUACGUGAUCCUAAAAAGGAGCAUUGGAAGUGAGAUGCUUUAAAUCUUAGGAAUUCAAAACUGAAGCAUGUGUACAUGGUAUAAUAAAUUGAUGCAGAAUUUGUUAUUUCUGGCUGAUGAGGUUGAUCGGACAUUGGAUACUUAUAAUGUUUCCUGACUAGGAAGUCAAGUAUACACUUGUUUCAGUUUUUGAUGAUUCUGUUUUUCUCUUAGUU